AUGGCUACAACAACCGACGUCUCCCCUCUUUGCGACUCUUUCAAUACACAAGCCUCGACCUAUGAGCGACGACUUGGGGGUAGUACUCGUAGAGUCAUUGAAUACGCUAUUUCUCUUCUAUCUGACUUACCUGAAAACCCAAAGAUACUCGACAGUGCCUGUGGACCAGGUAUGGUGACAGAAGCCAUUUUAAAGGCAUAUCCCGAUGCCCAAGUUCACGCCGCAGAUGUUGCACCAGGCAUGAUAGCUUUGCUUGAUAAUCUUAUCAAUAAGAAUGGCUGGCAGGAUCGAGUUAAGACGGGUGUUAUGGACGGUGUGAGUUUAAGCUACGCCAAUGAGAUCUUUGAUUUUUCUAUAACAAAUUUCGGGAUUUUCUUCUACUCUGAUCCCAUUAUUGGUGCAAAAGAGCUGCAUCGCACUUUGAAACCCGGUGGAAAGGCGGUUGUUACAUGUUGGAAGGAAGUACCAUUUUAUCCAAUUCUUCACGCAGUCCAGGCGAUAAUCAGACCCGGUACCGAGCCUGUCGCCAUGUCCACACUCGAUCGCUGGACUCAAAGAGAAACGAUGGAAUUGACGCUAAAGUCCGGAGAAUUCCACGACGUGGAAAUCUACGAGAAGGAGGUUAUGUGGUGGAACGAAGGUGUUCACGAGGCGGCUAAAGGAUUUACGGAUAAUUUCAUGAACAUGGUAGGGGAUCAGUGGCCAGAGGAAGAAAAGAAUCAGCUCCUUGGGGCCACAGAACUUCUUCUGAAAGAGAAUAAGAACGGUUUUAUAGUGAGGUCUGGCGAUAAGAUUGGCUUUCGCAUGGUUGCUUGGAUAGCCAUUGCAACCAAAACUGUGUUGUAA
Messenger RNA from Botrytis deweyae, 846 nucleotides. RefSeq lists its product as uncharacterized. Lineage: Eukaryota; Fungi; Ascomycota; Leotiomycetes; Helotiales; Sclerotiniaceae. The coding region runs from base 1 to 846 and encodes 281 amino acids. The transcript has a single exon. Gene Ontology annotation, molecular function: methyltransferase activity. The record is from RefSeq and is a predicted model, not a curated record.